Messenger RNA from Toxorhynchites rutilus septentrionalis, 1484 nucleotides. RefSeq names its product E3 ubiquitin-protein ligase RING1-like. Gene Ontology annotation, cellular component: PcG protein complex; ubiquitin ligase complex. NCBI's taxonomy places the organism in Eukaryota, Metazoa, Arthropoda, Insecta, Diptera, Culicidae. Bases 57 to 1277 code for a protein of 406 amino acids. Gene Ontology annotation, molecular function: ubiquitin protein ligase activity; chromatin binding. The record is from RefSeq and is a predicted model, not a curated record. The transcript is spliced from 3 exons.
GGACUGUCAUUGAGGACCAUUUCUUUCUUUGUGAAACGUAAAUAAACCACACAAAAAUGGCAUCAUUGGAACCUCUGCAGAAUAAAACAUGGGAUUUAUCUCUUUAUGAGUUAAAUCGUACACCACAGGAAGCAAUUACGGAUAACACUGAGAUAGCGGUAUCACCUCGAAGUUUGCACAGUGAAUUAAUGUGUCCGAUCUGUCUAGAUAUGCUGAAGAAAACCAUGACAACGAAAGAGUGCUUACAUCGCUUUUGUUCCGAUUGCAUUAUCACUGCUUUGCGAUCUGGCAAUAAAGAAUGCCCUACUUGUCGGAAGAAACUGGUCUCGAAACGGUCGCUGCGACCAGAUCCAAACUUCGAUCUACUAAUAUCAAAAAUAUAUCCAAGCCGUGAUGAAUAUGAGGCACACCAGGAACGUGUUCUGGCUAAAUUCAAUCAAAGUCAUUCCCAGCAGGCUCUGGUACAUUCAAUCAACGAAGGCAUCAAACAUCAAAUACAGAAUAGGCCAAAUCGUAAACCCAAAAGUGAAAACGAUUUAACUGCAACUUCAGCGGCAGUUGCAUCUGCGACUAGUAAUGCAACUUCUUCUGUUGCCUCUCCUGUGCCUACCACAAAUCCUAUCGUGAAUACUAAUGAUUCCAAUAACACUAUGGUCCCAAACGCUAACCCUAAUGGCAUUGUGCCAGACUCAACUAACCGGGGUGGAUCAGGAAUCGGUCAUGGAGAUGAGCCUAUGCGGCAAUCUUCUAACCCUCCAUCAGUAAGAAGCACACCAUCCCCUGUUCCGUCAAACGUCAGCUCGGCAAGUAAAGCAAAACGAGCAAGAUCUGUAUUAACGUCCGAAAAAUCUGAAGAAUCGGAAUCAAAUAGUGAAAUGGACGGAAGGACAGAAGAGAACGAUUCUAAUUUGGAUACAGAAGGCGAGGGAAAUUCAGAACACGGGAGCGAUGAAAUUGAGCUUGUUUUCAAACCUCAUCCAACUGAGAUGACUGGUGAUAAUCCGUUGUUGAAGGCUUUCAAUUCACUACGAUACAUAAAAACAACAUCGAAUGCAACUGUGAGUCAUCUGAGUGAGUAUCUGGUCACGCGUCUAACACUUGAUUUGGACACAGAGUUACCGGAGGCGUACAAAGUGGUCAACUUUUGUAUAUACAUCGCUUCUCAACCAUCGCAGCUCGUAGUAUUAAGUGGAAAUCAAACGCUGUCACAAGUCAAUGAAAAAUUUUGGAAGGUCAACAAACCUCUGGAGAUGUAUUACUCAUGGAAAAAAUCUUGAUUCAAUAAUCACAAAAUGUACAACAGACAUAGCGUCACUAAUGAAAUGGGGUGUAUUUGUAUCAUGAUAGCAGUUGUGACACAACUUUGCCUAGUAGUUAUGGAAUUGUGUUUGAACAAUUUUAUCCUUUAAAGAAGAAAAUAAUAAUCUUGUAGUUCGAUUUCUACACCCUUAUUGCAAAUAUGAAUAAAUUGCAUACAAACGAAA